CGGCCGCGGUCCCCGCAGCGCCUGUGGCCGCGAAGCCGAGCGGCCCAGGUUUCCAGCCGGGCCCCUUUUCCAGCUGGGCCCCAGCAUGGCUGCCCCCAGGGCUGCGGGUCGGGAAGCCUCCGCGUUCUCGUUUCCCUGACGGUCCCGGCUUCUGUGCUCUCCUUCCCCUCCCCAGGCCACUCGAGCAGACAUGUUUGCCAAGGCCUUUCGGGUCAAGUCCAACACGGCCAUCAAGGGGUCGGACAGGAGAAAGCUUCGGGCUGAUGUGACCACUGCUUUCCCCACUCUUGGAAGAGAUCAGGUCCCUGCCUUAGUACCUGGAAAGGAAGAGCUCAACGUUGUGAAGUUGUAUGCUCACAGAGGGGAUGCAGUGACUGUGUACGUGUGUGGUGGCAACCCCAUCCUAUUUGAACUGGAGAAAAACCUGUAUCCAACAGUAUACACCUUGUGGUCCUAUCCUGACCUUCUCCCAACGUUCACAACAUGGCCUCUGGUGCUCGAAAAACUGGUCGGGGGAGCAGAUUUGAUGCUUCCAGGCCUGGUGGUGCCCCCUGCCGGUCUGCCGCAGGUACAGAAGGGGGACCUCUGUGCCAUUGCCUUGGUGGGGAACAGAGCCCCUGUUGCCAUCGGAGUUGCUGCCAUGUCCACAGCUGAGAUGCUGACUUCGAGCCUCAAGGGAAGGGGCUUCUCCAUGCUGCACACCUACCGGGACCACUUGUGUUUUUCUAGGCGAUCUGGAGACAAGUCUUCUCCACCUUCCUUGGCUCCACUGGCCCUGGAUCCCCCAGAUCUCAAUGAAGAGAAGGGGUCUGUCCAGGCAGACCCCGCCCUGCAGGGAGACGUGAGGUGCCUGACCCUGGAGGGAGAGGACAAGGCGAAUGGCGAGGGUCGACAGCAGAUGUGUGGGGAGAAGUCCCUGUCAGAAGCCUCAGAAGACCCCAGCGUCAGGGGCCUGAACCCAGACCCCACAGACAGCAGGAGCCUGAAAGAGCAAAUGGAUGAACUGUUACAGCGAUGCUUCUUGCACGCUUUAAAGUGCCAAGUCAAAAAAGCUGACCUCCCUUUACUCACCAGCACGCUCCUUGGCAGCCACAUGUUCUCCUGCUGCCCUGAAGGACGACAGCUGGACGUGAAGAAAUCAAGCUACAAAAAGCUCUCUAAGUUCCUGCAGCAAAUGCAGCAGGAGCAGAUUAUACAGGUGGAGGAGCUGAGCAGAGGGGUGGAGAGCAUUGUGGCUGUGGACUGGAAGCACCCAAGGAUCACAUCUUUCGUCAUACCCGAGCCCUCCCCGACCUCCCAGACUAUCCAGGAGGGUAGCAGGGAACAGCCCUAUCACCCUCCAGAUAUAAAACCCCUCUACUGUGUCCCAGCCAGCAUGACCCUGCUCUUCCAGGAGUCUGGCCACAAGAAGGGGAGCGUUCUCGAGGGUGCUGAGGUCCGGACGAUCAUCAUCAACUAUGCCAAGAAGAACGACCUGGUCGAUGCGGACAACAAAAAUCUCGUGAAAUUGGAUCCCAUCCUAUGUGACUGCAUCUUAGAGAAAAAUGAACAGCACACAGUCCUGAAGCUUCCAUGGGACAGUCUCCUGACCAGAUGUUUGGAAAGAUUGCAGCCUGCCUAUCAAGUGACCUUUCCAGGACAAGAGCCCGUUAUGAAGAAAGGCAAAAUCUGCCCAAUUGACAUCACCCUAGCGCAGAGAGCGUCUAAUAAAAAGGUGACUGUGGUCCGGAACUUGGAGGCCUACGGUCUAGACCCGUACGCGGUGGCAGCCGUGCUCCAGCAGCGAUGCCAGGCUAGCACGGCUGUCAGCCCUGCCCCUGGGGCCAAGGACGGCCUGCAGGUCCAGAUCCAGGGAAACCAGGUCCGUCAUCUCAGCCGGCUGUUACUUGUGUGGGCGGCCGCUGCGUCUCCUCGGCGGGUUUACAGACAUUCUGGAACAGACACAGAAGUGAGAGUGGGUGCGCAGUGGUUCUCCGGAUGAGAAAGGGGAGGACCAGACCCUCCCAAAGACCUCGAAUAAGGGAGCACCAGUCCCGCGCGGUGAAAACUAAUCUCACGGGCGCAGGGUGAGAACAAUCAGAGAUAAAUCCCAGUGGUGCCACUGGGUAGCCGGCCAGCUCCGGGGAAGUAACUGAAAUCUAAGUCUCCUCACCUGUGAAAUGGGACCAAUGCCUACCCCUCGGGCUUGCUGCGAGACUAAUAUGAACGUGCCCAGCACACGGCACGGACGACGAAUUCGGUGCAUCAGCAGAACAGCAUUUGCUUACUGAGGGUUACUAGGGAAAAGACUGCAUUGAGAUGCUAUGGGAGCUGCAGAGAAAUGCAAGGCACCGUCUCCCGGAGGAAGCAACGAGAGCCGGAGAGACAGGAAUGUACACACGGUCCCAGCAUAUGCUGAUGGGAACGACAGCAAUUCACCCAGAUCCAGGGGACCAAGGGCACAUGAGCAUCAGCCCAGGCCCUACAUCACCGGCCACAGUACUUCGCACAUAAGAAGUUCAGUUGCUCCUUGAACAACACAGGUUUGAACUGCGUGAAUCCACUUAUACAGGAAUUUUUUUAU
This is a messenger RNA of Mirounga angustirostris (Northern elephant seal), 2563 nucleotides long. It is a transcript of the gene EIF2D, whose product is annotated as eukaryotic translation initiation factor 2D. The coding region runs from base 191 to 1981 and encodes 596 amino acids. Gene Ontology annotation, molecular function: RNA binding; translation initiation factor activity. The record is from RefSeq and is a predicted model, not a curated record. Gene Ontology annotation, biological process: translational initiation; formation of translation preinitiation complex. Lineage: Eukaryota; Metazoa; Chordata; Mammalia; Carnivora; Phocidae. The transcript has 15 exons.